This is a messenger RNA of Carya illinoinensis, 2001 nucleotides long. Its product is annotated as transcription factor PERIANTHIA-like. Gene Ontology annotation, molecular function: sequence-specific DNA binding; DNA-binding transcription factor activity. Gene Ontology annotation, biological process: regulation of DNA-templated transcription; DNA-templated transcription. The record is from RefSeq and is a predicted model, not a curated record. The transcript is spliced from 13 exons. The coding region runs from base 360 to 1751 and encodes 463 amino acids. NCBI's taxonomy places the organism in Eukaryota, Viridiplantae, Streptophyta, Magnoliopsida, Fagales, Juglandaceae.
UUCUGGAACAAGAAAGUAAAAACAAAAGAAUGACACCCUUGGUUUAGAUUUGUUUAGCGUGUGGAAAAAAGCAAAAUAUUUAUUUGCUGGACUGACCAAAAACCUUAACCAUUUUUCUAGCUCUGAAGAAGACGAACAUGUUAGGAAAUGGUGGCUGAUAAUGCUGUAGAAGACAGUCAAGAAGAAUAGAUUAUUUUUAUCUGUUGGUUUGUAUGCAGAUUCAGCAUCAAGACCUCUGACCAUCUUUGCAAAACACCCUAAUGGUUUUUGGAUUUUUAUCAUUAAAGCACGAAAAAAAAAAUCUGCACUUUGCAGCAAGGGCAAUUUAACUGGAGAGUGCAGUGGACGCACCCGUUGAAAUGGCUUUGCUUUCUUUAAAGGCGGAAUCUUUAAGGGAAAGACAGUCGAAGACUCUAGUUAGAGAAAACAAAAUGCAGAGCUUCAAGGCAUCUUUGGCUAACCACCUUCAACUCUAUUGCCAUUCUUCUUUCAAUCUACGAGGAGAUGGAAGUGGGCGAGACCAGACACGUUUUGCAGAUCUUGUAGAGCUUGAACACUCCGCCGAUGCCUUUCAUCACAACGAACCUGUUGAUUUGAGCCCAGUCAGUUUCGCCGUUGUUCCUAAUAACCUACACUACGGGACCUUGAACACGAGCAUUGGCUGUGUGGACACAGAACAACAAUUCAUGUAUCAGAAGGGGACAACUACGAUUGGGGCAACGCAGGGCAACGGGCAGCAUAUUGAGAACUGGGGCGAGUCAGGCAUGGCUGCAGACACCAGCCAACAGACUGACACUUCUACAGAUAUUGACACGGAUGAUAAAAACAAAUUUCGUGGAGUCCAUAAUGGAGCAGUCAUGGUUGUAGAUUCAGUGGAUCAAUCUAAGGCAAAAGCUGCUGACCAAAAGACACUUAGAAGGCUGGCUCAGAAUCGAGAAGCUGCAAGGAAGAGCCGUUUGAGGAAGAAAGCAUAUGUCCAACAGCUGGAGAAUAGUCGACUCAGGCUUGCACAGCUAGAGCAAGAGCUUCAGCGAACACGCCAGCAGGGUGCUUUUAGUGCAACUGGAUAUUCAGGAGAUCAUAUUCAUUCAAUAAAUGGGAAUGGAUCCUUAGCAUUUGACAUGGACUACGCACGAUGGCUUGAUGAGCAUAAUCGGUUGAUCAAUGAUCUUAGAUUGGCUCUGAAUUCUCAUAUGGGAGAUAAUGAAUUGGACGUUCUUGUUGAUGGCGUAAUGGUGCAUUAUGAUGAGAUUUUCAGGCUAAAGAGCAUUGGUGCAAGGGCUGAUGUAUUUCACAUGCUUUCUGGCAUGUGGAAGACGCCUGCCGAGAGGUGUUUCAUGUGGUUGGGAGGAUUCCGUUCAUCUGAACUUCUCAAGAUACUUGGGAAUCACCUUGAACCUUUGACGGAUCAGCAGUUGAUGGGCAUAUGUAAUUUGCAGCAAUCCUCCCAACAGGCUGAAGAUGCCUUAUCUCAAGGGAUGGAAGCUUUGCAACAAUCUCUAGUAGAGACACUUUCUUCAACCUCUCUGGGCUCUGGUGGUUCUGGAAAUGUAGCAGAUUACAUGGGGCAGAUGGCCAUUGCUAUGGGCAAACUUGCAACACUCGAGAAUUUCCUUCACCAAGCUGAUCUUCUGAGACAACAAACGCUGCAACAAAUGCAUCGAAUUUUAACUACUCGUCAAGCUGCUUGUGCACUACUUGUUAUCAGUGACUACAUGUCACGUGUCCGGGCACUCAGUUCAUUAUGUUAGGAAAGUUUUGGGACUAUGAAGAUGGAGAGAACGAUAUGGUCGAGACUAUUGACUGUGCCAAGAAAUCCCUUUUUGCUGCUGCUGUUGACAGAUGGGGUUCAACUCUUGGCUCUUAGAGAUGUUUAAUCACACCUUUGUACAUUGAGUAGCGGCUGACCGGUGGAUCUCUUCAACUCUGUAACUAAUUGAGCAUUGUCUUCGAAGAAUACCGAUUACCACCUAAUAAUGCAAUGGUAUUCUUGUCUUGCAA